Messenger RNA from Platichthys flesus (European flounder), 2012 nucleotides. RefSeq names its product disabled homolog 1-like. Lineage: Eukaryota; Metazoa; Chordata; Actinopteri; Pleuronectiformes; Pleuronectidae. The record is from RefSeq and is a predicted model, not a curated record. The coding region runs from base 591 to 1529 and encodes 312 amino acids. The transcript is spliced from 8 exons.
UCAUCUUAUUUUAGGAAGUUAUUCUCUCAGAGAGAAAAUUUGGAAUGAACACCAGACUUAUUUUAUCGUUUGAUCAGUGAGAUUUAAAUCUGUCAUCAGUCGUUGUAACAACAAGGAGUGAUGACAGGCCGGUUUCCCCAGGACUUAUUCUUACCGCCCGGUCAACGCUGCUCCAAACUGGAAUAUGUCAACAGCUGCAGGAGGGAUUUCUGUGAAAUGAUGUCCCCUGACAUUCAGGGUUAAUGUCUCAAAAGCUCUGGAGUCAUUUUCAGCUGAUUCAGGGGGUAAUAGUCCCGAUAAUAUUUCUCACAGAGAAUGACUCACAGUUAAUGCGUUUCUACUGUUUGGAUUCAGGUUCAAUCAAACCAUUAAACUAAAACGUUCAAACAAAACUUUUAAUGAAAGUUACAUCUUAAUUCCCAGGGUACAUUUCAUUGACAUUUUGAGAAAACGGAAAACUCUUCAUUCACUCUGGUCUGGUGCUUUAGGGUUCAGGGUCCUGCUCAAGGACACGGAGCUGGGAAUCAAACCCCAGUUAUUGGUUAGUGGACGACCCGCUCUAACUCCUGAGCCACAGCACAAGCCUCUACAUGGAAGGCUUCGAUGCAGCUGCAAGGAGACAGGGGAAACACAAGCAGAGAGUUUGGCUGAAAGUUUUCUCCAGUGGCCUGAAAAUCCUGGAUGAGAGGAGCGGGGCUGUACUUCAUGACCACGAGAGGAGCCGGAUCAGCUCUUUGACAGAAGACGAGUCGGACCCCAGAGCUCUGGCCUACGUCUACCAGCACCAAGACACCUACAGCCUCUUCUACAUCAAGAUGGCUAACCUGGCAGGGCCAGUCCUGGCCGACAUCAAAGAGGUUUGUCAGUGUGAGGACCAAGAGACGCCACAGGAACCUGCAGAGACACAGACACAAGUCCAGGGCUCCUUACUGGUUCUAAAUGACAGUUCAUCCUCUCCAGAUGAGGCCCCAGCUUUUGAGGGUGUGUUCAGUCCGCGACCGGAGUCUUCACUGGGACGAUCCCAGCAGCAGGUCUCUCCCAGAAAUGCGCUGAUGGAAGUUUUCUCCAUCCAGAUGGACGAGCCGAUAUCACCGACCGACACAAGCUGUACCAGUCAGCCUGAUUCUCCUCAGCCAACACUCUCCACCUCUCAGAUCCUCUCCAUGUUCCCCACUCAGCCACCAGGGGGCUCUCCAUACUCCUCUCCACCAUACUCUCCUACCCCCGUGCCCUGGGGCCAGAAUGUUUUGCCAGGAAACCAGUGGGCAGGUCCAGCUAUGGCGCCCUGGCCAACCACGCCUGGCAACAUUGCUGCAUGGCCGCCAGCAGCCAUCACAGCGCCCCCUGCAGGCAGUCCUCACGGCAUGCUGACCUCUCCUCCAGGGGUCAUGUGGGGAGGCAGCACACCUUCUUCACCCACCACUGCCAACGGUUACGCUUCACCUGUAAACUCCAUCAAUGUCCCCAGUGGAGCCACAGGAUCAAUGCAGUCAGUGCCCACUAGUUUGGACCAAAAUCUGCUCCUGUGAGGGAAACUUCACAUCAAUGCUUCAGUCACGAAGCUCUCGUCCAGUGUCUCUUAAUAAAUUAUAUUAUAGUCGUGACCAUGGUCAAUGUAUGGCUAUUGGAAGACACAGAAGAGGACAUUAAAACAGGAAACCUUUCAUAAUUAUUAUUAUUAUUAUUAUUAUUAUUAUUAUUAUUAUUAUUAUUAUCUAAGAUAUUGGAGUAAGUAGUAUUUACACAAAAUGUCUGCUCCUUAAGAACCACAAAGAUAUGUUGGUAUCUUUACGUGUCUUUAUUGGUGUUAUGUUUAAUUUUCUAUAUCAAAUUCACUGCAAACAUCUGUUUUGAUGUUAAUCAUUUAUUCAGUGUUCCUCACGUUCGGUUCUGUGGGUUUUGGACGGAUCAAUUUCCUUGUCCAGAUCAAGGGUCUAUUGUAGAUUUGCGAUAUUGGGCAAUAUGAUCAAAAUGAACUUGACUUGACCUGAAUAAAAUAUGUAGAGUACGAC